AUGUCAGUGUACCCGAUUUUGCUGCAUACAGUAGCAUGUGGAUGGUAUGUAUUUUUUUGGAAUCAAAUACUAGAUUCAUUUUUGACAACUACAAAAGACAAAGGAGAAUGGCAUCCCAUGUACCAAAAUUUAGUUGAAUUCAGAUUUAGAUUCUUCACAAACUGGAAUUUGAUUAUGCAAACGUUAUACUUCAGCGGCUGUUUACUUCACGAUAUCAUGAAAAUUCUCAAUGGGCCGAAUUGGCUUAACUUGGGAACCAAAUUUCAAAAUUUACUAUCUGCUAGCUUUGCCUCUCUUAUACUACCUACUGGAAUAUUAGUAUCGGUGACGUUUUGGAUCUUUUACGGCAUUGACCGAGAGGUCGUUUAUCCAAAAAUAUUAGACAACUACAUACCAAUUUGGCAUAACCAUGGAAUGCACACUGUGAUCUUACCGCUGGUUUUCGCUGAACUAAUGACUACCAAACACAGAUUCUUACCCGUGAAAGUUCUAAUAACGAUCUUUAAUUCCUUCAUGUUUUUUUACUCAACCAUUCUUCUGGUAACCUACUUGAAAAAUGACCGUUGGUUGUACCCGCUCUUGGAAAAGUUCAGCUUACCAGUAGCAAUAGCCAUAAUUCUAUGUUUUCAGUUCGUCUUCGCUGGAUCUUUAUUUGCCGGUGUCUUCAUUCAAAAUCAAGUCUGGGGUGAAAAGAAGAGAAAAGAAAAGGGAGAAAACAGAAAAACUGUAGAAAAAUCAGAAAAUGUCAGUUCUUUCUAA
Messenger RNA from Adelges cooleyi (spruce gall adelgid), 759 nucleotides. RefSeq names its product androgen-dependent TFPI-regulating protein-like. The record is from RefSeq and is a predicted model, not a curated record. Gene Ontology annotation, cellular component: membrane; endomembrane system. The transcript has 5 exons. Lineage: Eukaryota; Metazoa; Arthropoda; Insecta; Hemiptera; Adelgidae. Bases 1 to 759 code for a protein of 252 amino acids.